This is a messenger RNA of Ilex paraguariensis (yerba mate), 633 nucleotides long. Lineage: Eukaryota; Viridiplantae; Streptophyta; Magnoliopsida; Aquifoliales; Aquifoliaceae. The record is from the annotation of a GenBank genome assembly.
AUGGGAAAAGUAUCGAUUGAAGCACAGGCCGGCGAACGCGAGCGAGCAGGGAUGGGAAAACAACCGGUGAGAAUGAAGGCGGUGGUGUACGCACUAUCGCCGUUCCAACAGAAGGUGAUGCCUGGUCUAUGGAAAGAUCUGGUUGGUAAGAUCAACCACAAGGUCUCCGAGAACUGGCUCAGCGCCACCCUCCUCCUUACUCCUGUCAUUGGCACCUACACCUAUGUCCAGCAAUACCAGAAAGAGGAGAAGUUGGCGCACAGAUACUGAAGUCAUCCGUGAAGUUGCACUUUCCAAUUCUGCUGGGGAUUUUAUAUUUUUCUCUUCUUGUACCAGCAAAUAAGCUGAAAUUAUGUGAUCGACUGCAACUGCAGUUAUUUAGACUUGGCAACUUUAUUGUCUAUUGGCAGAUAUCAGUUACUGCAACUUUUAUUUUUGGUUUCUAGUUGGGGUUUUGAAACAUUUGUGGGUCUGUGGAGUGUUUUAAUGAAUUUUCAGCCAGAAAGUUUGUAAAAAUAAUUGCAUGCUUAAUUUAGCGUGGUUGAAGCGUGGAAGGUCCAUGAAUAGUUGAGGCCACCACCACCCUUCCACCUUCUUUUGCCUUGUAGUUUGUGGCUCUGCCAUGGACUUUGU